Mugil cephalus (flathead mullet) is the source of this 13277-nucleotide messenger RNA. RefSeq names its product SET domain containing 1B, histone lysine methyltransferase a (gene setd1ba). Gene Ontology annotation, cellular component: Set1C/COMPASS complex. Lineage: Eukaryota; Metazoa; Chordata; Actinopteri; Mugiliformes; Mugilidae. The record is from RefSeq and is a predicted model, not a curated record. Gene Ontology annotation, molecular function: protein binding; histone H3K4 methyltransferase activity; RNA binding. Bases 5636 to 11104 code for a protein of 1822 amino acids. The transcript has 19 exons.
GUUGUUUGUUAACCUUUCACAGAUUUCCUUUAAUCUGUGAGGUUGGGAAUGCGUGCACUGGAGAUGCUCUGAUGAGAGUGAGUGAGAGUGUGUGGCCAACAAGCCUCCAUAAGGGCUAGUUUCAUCAGAAAACUAUACUGGUUAAAAAAAGAAAGAUGUCCGUCCUCUGCUCAGGCUGCAGCAUCGUCACAGAUUGGGAGUCAGGACAAACUACCCUCUCAUGUCCCAGGACGUAACGUACCGACUUAUCUCGGCACUGCAGCGAACUAAUUAAAUGUGCAAACCAGAGGCGAUGGGCUGGAGAUAACAUUCAGAGGUGCCAGUGCUCAAUGUCCGCUGCCCUGGGACAUCAGGAAUAUCUUAUCAGCGUUGGAGUUUUAAUUUAUUUUCUGAUCAGGAGUGAAUGUGAGUCAAACCACGCAAGACGUGCUCGUAUCUGCUCGUGAUCAAAGGCGAAACGCACAGGAUAUGGCCAUAAAUUCAGCUUUGAAUUGCUACUACACACAUCAAAUCAGGUGGACCCCUGAGAAUUUUUUUUACUGAAAGUGCAUUUGAUUACGUCCACUGCUAAUAAUCACAGUUAAAAUCUGUGACAGUGGCGAGUUGAGAGAUGACGUGGAACGAGAAAAAACGUUACGGAUUUCUUCUCUCUAAAGCUGCUGGCAAAUUUUAAGGAGGAAUUUCUCCAGUGGUAAAGGAUAGUUGGCGUGUGUGAGUGCAGGAAAUUAGAGCAAGCUGUCCCUUUAAGAGGAAAAGCUGACACCCAGUACUUUGUCUAUUUUGAGGAGGAAAAAAAAGAAGUAAUCAUUUAAGUAUGAAUACAUGCACAUUUUUAAGAACCAUCACCAAAAAAGGAAUUUCACCCAAAUUGCUCCAAAAACGUUAACCUGCAAACGUGAAUUACGUCCACUGCAUAGUUUGAUUCAUUUGUAUUUAAUAUGUCGUGGCAGCUUUUAAAAUGGGCUCACAGAUUACAAAUACAACAACCUGCUUCAGUUUUUUUUUUGAAACAACAAAGCAUAAAAAAAAUAUUGUGUUAAGUCUAUUUAUUUCAACAUCUUACAAACAGACAGGUGAAGAUAGUGCCAAGAGAAAGAGAUAUAAAUCACAAACUACACUGUGGAAAAUCACACUAAUAGUACAUUACACAUGCAAAUGUAUUUAAGACCUAGAAAGAAGGAAAUGCAGUGUUUUAAAUAAAUACAGUACCACCAGUCUGCAUGGAAAACAAAUCCUUGAAAAAUCGAGUGUGCCCACACAUAAUCAAAAAACACCAAGCUCCGAGGAUGCCUGAUUUGAUUCAGUGAGCAAUCCGUCAGAAUAAAAGGCUGCAAGUACAAAGAAAGAGAGCUCAUAAAGCUGUGUCUGCUUGGUUAUUCUGACUCCACAGAAAAAGCCAUUCACGGUUCUCAUGUGCCUCACAUACAAUAGGCUACGUCUAGGAGUAGCACAAGCACUAUUAAACAAAAAAAGAAAAAGAAAAAUCUCUUGGAUAACAAAUAAUGCCAAAAAAAGUGCUUGUUUGACUUACAUACUGAAAGUGGCAGCCUAACAUGUAAGUGAAGUAGCCUAGUAUCCACACGCACACAGCCCUUCUUUUCAUCAGUUAAUAAACCAAGAAUUGUCAAAAUAUUUUGCGCCGUGCUGAGAGACAUCUGUCCUGUGGAAGAGAGGCCAAUCCCCUGUGUGGAAUAUUCCAGUUUGUCAGCGUCAAAGCUGAGUGGCGCAACCCACCGAGGAGGAUUUUUUCUCUCUUGAACAAAGGCCUAUAAAUAGCCAUUGUUGGCGAAUUUUAGCGCAAAUCCUUUCACUAAUGUCACAUUUUCAUGGCUAGAACUCACAUUAAAUCAUCAUUUUGUCAGCAGUUGCAUUGUGGGCUGGGGAUCUAGAAAGGCUGAGAGGGAGAGAUAGAGAGAUAGAUAGAGAGAGGGGGAAGGGUGGAACUGGAGCCUCGUGACCUGAAUACGCGCUUAGGAGCAUGAGCGAGGGGUGGAUAACAAGAAAAACAGGCCUCUGGUACACGGAUUGCGAUUUGUGUGCCCUCAUACGCGUUGUACAGUCACUCACACGCUGAAAAAUGCGUGCGUUUGAGGCACCACUUUACCCAGGAGGCGCGUCUGGAGACCUAUUUUUACGCACGCGAAUAAAAACUCCUCUCCUACAUUUUUAACUCCUUCGCCGAAAAGAAAAAAAAAGAAAGACAGGAUGGCACCUUGUUUGUUUGUUCUACGUGGUCUGAAGCGCUUUUAGACUCUCCGCGAUCCGCGAGUCUUUGUCUCGAGCCGUGGAAAAGCAGGGUCGAAGCCCAAAGCACCAAUCCAAGCAGCUAUUUUCACCCAGAUACAAAACAGCGGCGCUUCUCCUGCACAGGCUUCCUGUUGACCUUAUAUGGUAGUGUGGGGGUGCUCACAUGGCAACCGUCCAGAGCUCUCGGAUUACUGCCGUUGCCAGGGCGAGUCAGCCCAGCAACCGACAGCCUGAAUGCGCCGCCUCAUGAAAGUUUCCUUCCUUAACACGCACUGCAUUUCUUUUCCCCCCCUUUUUUUCGGAUUUAUUGUAAAACAUACACCCUGUCGAGUAAAAAAUCAGCAUCGCCGCGGUGUGUGGGUUAUUGACUUCCUGGCGAAUCACCGAGAAACGCGAACGUCCUCGGGGGGUGAAAAGAGGCGCUCUCCGCGAGCCUCACCCAGUUAUGGCGCAGCAACAUUACACAGCACAGUGCUCUCCUUUGUCUGCAAAGAAGCCAUUUUGAGACAGAGGACAGCAGAGAAACCACUGAACAAGUGUAGCCUACAUACCACUAAAAGGUCUCUUUGGAUAAAGGGAAGCAGUGAAAAAACAGACUUCUCCCUAAAAGAUUCCUUUUUGCUCGUUUAAAGACUCGGAUUACAUGUUUUGAAUACUAACUGUAAGUUUGCAAUAUCAAUUAAAAAUGUGGGUUGCAGUUAUACAUAUUUAUCUAUAUAUAGAGAGAGAUUUUUUUUUUUUUUUUUACAAAGGUCUGUGCUGAAAGCGUCGUAUUUUUAAAAAAUGACGAGUAUUAUAUGCCGUCUUAGUAUACUUGUAUAUAGAUAUAUAGACGGACAAAUUAAGUGGAAAUAGCUAAAAAAAAAAUCCAUUACCUUUCAAAACAACACUUCCUUGUAGUUUUAUAUGAAGUAGCUCAGACAGAAAUGUCGAAAUGGAAGAGGUUACAAUCGACUGCAAAUCCUGUCUUGAAGGAGAGAGAUGGUUUGCAUAUUGCCCACACAGAUGAUGCUUGAAGAUGCAUACUCGCUGGCUGAGAGGCAGUGCUACCACUGAUCAAAAAGUUUUCAAAAGAGCUCUAUCUUUCGUGCUAUAAUGGAUUCCUUCCUUUUCAGGAGACGCUCUCCCUCCCCUUAUUAAUGCCAUUAUUUGAGGAUCCGACGAUGGAGCUGAAAGCAGUCGUCCUGCCCCUGCGUUUAGGCCUGUUAACUGCUGAGGUAAAUAUUUUCACCGUGAAAAGGUUUUCCCUGCAUCUGCUUCCUCUUAAGUUGGAAAGUCUGUGUUUUAAGUCGUGAUAGAAACGACGACAACAACAACAAAAAAAUAAUAUAUAUAUAUAUACAUAAAUCUACCUGGCGGGGAUUCUUUUGAUAUUUAAAUACACACUUGAAGCAAGGUCAAGCCGACGUUUACACUUUGGACGCGUUUGGCUCCUAAAUGGACAGCGACGCACAAACCUAAUCGUGCUUGACGUUGUCUCCACACUCGAGGUACAACACAAACCAUCGGGGUAUUAAGCCUUGCUGUUGUGAGAGGAAAGUGUUUCAAGUCAUUAAUCAAAGCAGAGGGGUUGUCAGUCAACAGUCAAAAAUUGCAAGAAGCACAUAAACUAUUUUUUUUCUCCUUUUUUUUCAAAAGGCCAGUAGUUAUCUCUGGCCUGCUUUCUAUCAUCUACAGUGGCAUAAACAUCCUGAACUUAUCAUAUUCAUAUGUCAGCAUGCCGGUGAACAUUUAGAAUAAAGUUGGCUAUUACACAAUGUGAAGAUCAAAGUGAUGAUAGCUCAACAGAUAAACUGACAGGAAAAAAAUAAUACUUUUUUAAUAACAGUUACUUGCAUGCCUCACAUUUCACAUUCAUAAUGAUCAAAAAAUGAUUAUAAAAGAGUUGAACUUACUCAUUGCUACUCAUUUCCUACAAGGCCAUAAGUGCAAUGCCAACAGUCUGCCAUUACACAUUUUGUCACCUUAACUGUGUUUUACUCUCACUUAACAUCUCCAAAACCAGAAAGCUGUUUAUUCACAACACUUUGGUUGCUUUUCACUUAAGAACUAUAAAUGCUGUUAUAUUGGGUGUGCCAUGACCUAGUUAAGACAAAGAUGGAUUCCAAGGCAGAGGAAAAAAGGCUCAAAAUGUCACAGGGUGUUACAUCCAGCACAUUCUCUUCCUUCUUCUCAAUCCUUUAAAAGGAGGAAUCAUAGUUUUAUGAUAGUCCGUGAGAGAUGAGGAAAUCAAGUGUAAGAUCCCUUUUGGAACAAAGGAAACCCAUAUAGGCCAUUGAGUCCUGUUUAAGGAAAAUGGCUGCCGAGAGCGCUCGGCCCCCUCUCUCUGCUCUCUGUUGUUGGAGGACUCCUGAGCCGUGCCUCUAAUAGCAGACGGCUCCUGCGCUGCUGCGCUCUGAUUGGCCCGCAGAGCCGCCGCUGUUAACCAGCCAAUUGCCCGAGUACUGCAAAACAGCAAGGCAAUGUCAAACAAAACCCAGUUUGUUCGACCCUAAAAUGCGGUUCACGAAAACAACAAGAAAAGGAAACACACAUUUCCCAUUAAUUAUUAUUAUUAUCAAUAAAAAAAUAUAUAUUUGGUCGAUAACGUCCAAAACAAAAAAACACGACGCUUCGUCUCUAGUUUGUUUGUUGGUCCGGAGAUGAAACAAAGUAGAGCCGCAUUCCGACAGUUAUACCACCUUUACGCUUCAAAGUUCAAAUGCUAACUAAAAAAAAAAAAUAGUAAAAAAAGAAAAAAAAGAGUUUCGUAUUAAAAAAAAAAAACGAAACCUCCGCUCCACGUUUGCGUAGACUACUAGCUGUAAACAACUGGCCAUGUAGAAUCCGCUCGUUCGUAUCAAAAUAUAUCCCGACGGUUCUGAAUUUGCGAACGGACAACGGGUCCGUCCAUAAAAGCCCGACUCCGUUUUUAUUUGCCUUUAGGGUUCAGUUAAGAAGGAGAUAUUAUUGCCCCCAGUGUGAAGCUUGUGUUUGCCAGUUGGGUAAAUACAUCCGGCAGAUUCCACACAAAAAAAAAUAAUCACAUGCUCUGAGCCGUUUAACCGUCAACGGCCCGUUGAAACUCGCAUAUACGUUACGCAAACGUUAACAUUAGCGUGGAUUAAAAUCGGUGCAUUUUUUAUACGAGUGAAAUGCGCGUUUAAACGGAUGAUUGAAAAAGAAACAACCGUGUAACGAAAGUGCGGCGAGCAUCGGAGGAGGGCAAGCCAGGCGGUGUAUUGUGGGAGAGACAGCAGCUACAGACCAGAGGCACACACACAAUAUGUGUUGGCUCUCGCCGAAAAGGAGGCAGUAUUCUUCAAGCUAAAUCAUGUAAUGUAAGCGGCGAAAGGAAAGCGAUUUCGUCUUUUCAUCAAUUAAAAAAAAACGCUCGAUCGGACGAAUCAUGUCCAAGCCAGGCGAGAGGAACAGAUUGAACGAAGACCAUGGCAGAAAGCAGAGUUCAAGUUUGGCGAACGGCAUGGACAGUCAUCCCGUCUGCGGCUCGGCGGAGAAGCGGAGUCACCACUGGAGAAGUUACAAGUUGAUCAUCGACCCGGCGCUGAAGAAGGGAUCCCACAAACUGUACCGCUACGAUGGGCAGACUUUCAGCAUGCCCAACUCCGGGAUACCACCGGUGGAGAUCGUCCGAGACCCCCGGAUCGGUCGUCUCUGGACUAAGUACAAAGAGACGGAUCUACCGGUGCCUAAGUUUAAGAUCGAUGAGUGCUACAUCGGCCCCGUGCCUCCAAAGGAGGUGACAUUCGCCCGACUGAACGACAACAUCAGGGAAGGAUUUCUUACCGACAUGUGCAAGAAAUUUGGGGAGAUCGAGCAGGUGGAGAUCCUGUACAAUCCGAAGAACAAAAAGCACUUGGGAAUAGCCAAAGUUGUUUUUGAGACCGUGAAAGCCGCCAAGGUGGCCGUGCAGUCGCUCCACAACACGUCUGUUAUGGGAAACAUCAUCCACGUGGAGCUGGACCCGAAAGGUGAGAAUCGUCUUCGGUACUUCGAGCUCCUGAUGAAUGGCAGCUACACCCCGCGGACGCUGCCGGUCGGUGGAGAGGAGGCCAGGGAAGUUUCACCUCGGAGUCUGGCAGAAGCCCUAAUGGCCUGCGAGCCCAUCCGAAGGUUGUCGGAGAGCAACGCGUCGGCCGCGGGAGGGACGUUGCCGUCCAGCAGCUCCACCACUCCCUUGACCCUGGAGACGGGCUAUUCCAGCCUAAGGCAGGACACGCCGCAGUCCCAGGGAACCCCGCACACCCCUCGCCAGACGGGUACGCCGUUCUCUCAAGACUCCAAUUACUCCAGUCGGCAGUCCACGCCUGCGCACCAGUCCAGCCGCCCCGAGAGCUCGGGGGGUUACAAGUCCCGCAGACACGAGAGCAAGUUCCAGGACGCGUACAACCGCCGGCCGGAGAGGCCUCAGUACCGCAGCAACAUGUACCGAGGCACGUCUGAGCAGGUGGCUUUCAAGCAGCACCAGCUCACGCCACCCGAGCCUCCACCUCCUUCCUCCGCUUCCUUCACCUACACGGCGCCGCCCCCCGCUACGCCCAACUUCAAGUCUGCCUUCUCGCCCUACCAAGCCCCUUUGCCGCCAGCGUUCCCCCCAUCGGAACCUGCUUUCCAUCACCCGCCCCAACGGGAAGGCGAGUACCUCCGGCCGCCGCAACCGCCCCUCGCGGCCUCCACUGACUAUUUGCCCGUCAAGGAUAGACCGGAGACUCCUCCGAUCCCGCAGCAGCCGCCCGAGCCCCUGCCCCACCCGACCACCCCGCCUCCCCAAACGCCAGAGCACUGCCCCUCACCUGGCUCCCCGGCACCCGACCCAGAGCGCAAUAGCCUGGACUCCCGCAUCGAGAUGCUCCUCAAGGAAAAAAGGACAAAGCUGCUACCGUUCCUCGAGGAGCGGGACUCGGACACGGAGGUUCGGAUGGAGGGAAGCCCCAUCUCCUCCUCAUCCUCCCAGCUGUCCCCGAUCCCCCCCUACACAGGCGGCUCGCAAGGCGGCCAGCAAAACUCCCGUCCCUCCAGCACGGGCUUGGAGGACAUCAGCCCGACGCCACUGCCCGACUCGGAAGACGAAGAGCCGGUUCCCGGGACGGCCUCCUUGUUCAAGAGAGCCGGCUCCCCUGUCCACGAGAAGACGAGCAACAGCGACCUCAAAGACGGACCUUUCCGAGGCCAGUCUCCCCCUGACAAGACAGACACGGGUCAGCAGUCGUCAGGGGAGGACAUGGAAAUCUCCGACGACGAGAUGCCCGGGACGCCGAUCUCUGGCGGAGAGUGUGGAAAGGGCAUCGUUGUGAACUCGGCGGUGUCCCCGAUGCAGACCAUUCCCAUCCACCCCUCCACUUACCACCCGCUGACACACCAGCCAGGCUUCGCCAUCCCGCACCAUCACCUGCCCCCUCACUCGGCCGUCCCGGGGCAUCCCGCUCACCUGGGAGUCCCCCCCCACAUGCUGCCUCACAUGGGUCCCUACCCUCCCGGCAUGAUGCCGCUGGUGCAAAUGGAGCUCAUGAACUGCCUGCGGUGGGAACAGUGGAGCACGGUCCCCAUGUCAUUCCAGAUGCAGCAGCAGAUGCUGAGUCGAAUCGCUCAGACGAGAGGGCCCUAUCCUUAUCCACAUUUUAUGGACAGUGGUGCAACCGGGCCCUUCGGCGGACCCUACCCGCCUCUGUCCAUGGGCGCUACGCCCGCUAGCAGCGCAGGAGCGCCCGGGCAGCAAUGGCCGCAUCCCAGUAUACCAAAGUUCAACCCUACCGUUCCUCCUCCUGGAUACGAGACUAAAAAGGAGGACCCGCACAAGGCCACUGUUGACGGUGUGCUGCUGGUCAUCGUCAAGGAGCUGAAGGCCAUCAUGAAGAGGGACCUCAACCGCAAGAUGGUGGAGGUGGUGGCUUUUAGGGCCUUCGACGACUGGUGGGACAAGAAGGAACGAUCGGCGAAGGCGUCUUUGACUCCAGUAAAGGGUGCUGAGGGGAAAGAAGAAGAAAGACCCAAACCUAAAGAGACAAUGGGUUCAAGUCUGCUGGAGAACUGGAACAAGGGUGAGGGACUCGGCUACGAAGGAAUGGGCCUGGGAAUCGGCUUGCGAGGAGCCAUCCGCCUGCCAUCCUUCAAGGUGAAGAGGAAGGGCCCGCCCGAGGCUGCGGCGGCAGGUGACAGCAAAAGAGCCCGACCCUCCACUCCAGUGGAUGAUGAGCUAGAGGACGAAGAUCGGGACCGAGACCCGGCUGAGCUCCCCUCGGAUGACUCCAAACUGGACGGCGAAGGCAUGUCGGCAAAGAGGCGGCAGUCGAGGCCGCUCAAGCUCGACAGCGAGGGGGAGGAGGAGGUGGACACGUCGGAGAAGGAGGAGUCGCUGUCGGACAGGGAGGAGGAGCCGGAUGAGACGGCUACAGACCGAUUGUCAUCGGGCAAAGAGAGCGGCGACGAGGACGGUGAUGAUGAAGAUGGAGGAGACUCGUCCAGCGACAGCGCUUCUUCGGAUUCAUCUGAUGACGAAGACGAGAGUUCGGCUUCCUCCAAGGCCAGCUCGGACUCCUCGGCGGAAAGCUCGGACUCUUCGGAAUACGAGGUGAGCUCGGAAGAGGAGGAGGAAGAGGAGGAAGACGUGAAGGCGGUGAAACGCGUGGACGUCGGCAGGGAGGCCGAGACCUCUUCGUCCUCGUCGUCCUCCACGUCUUCGUCUUCCGACGAGGAGGGAGAGACGGAGGCCAAGCCGCCGAGCCCCCCUGCAAGGCCCGCGCCCGAGAUCAAGGAGGAGCAGAGCAGCGCUGAGGAGCUCAUCAGCAAACACAAGCGUAGACCUCCUAGUCCUGAGGAGGAGGUGGAGGAGGACCGGAAGCCACCGUCACCUAAAGGCAUCCCAGUCAAAGAGCGGGGCAUCGGCGUAAACGGCAGCCUCCUUGUGGUGAAGUCUGAACUGCGCGAGCAUGUAGCAAACCUUCGGCCACCCACUCCCACAGGCACCCUUCUUGACAGUGACCAGGAGACUAAAGCCAAAGGUAAAGCAGAGCCUCAAGAAGUACCCUGCGCCCCCGGUCGAUUAGCCCCGUCCCACUUAGACACGAAAGCGCCCGUCCCCAAGUCAGCGUCCUUAAUGCAGCUCCCGCUUCCUCCUCACCCGACAGUAGAAGGUCGUUCCCUCCUCCAGCCGCCCCCCGGGCCCCUGCCCGACCUCCCUCAGCGGGCCAGGCUCCCCACAGAUGAGGAUAUCCCUCGCACGCCAGGCAGGGACUUGAUGGAGCGUGCCCGGAGUCUGGGGAAGUCCCAGAGCACCGACACCAUGCCCAUCACGCCUGGCAGCGACGCCCCGCUGACGGGCAGUAGCCUGUUGCUUAGCUCCCCUCACAUCCCCGGUAGCCCGUUUUCCUACCCCGCGCAGUCCCCCGUCCUUAGCGCUGGAGUACCCCGUACUCCAGGAAGAGACUUAACAUUCACCCCAGUCUUCCCUGACCCCACAGCUCUGACCCUUAAUAGGAAAGUAUCCUCUGAGAGCCUGGAUGACAGGCCAGUUUUUAAGGAGCCGCCAAUCAGCGCCCUUCCUAACCAGACCCUAUCCGCUGCCACAAUGCCUCAAGAUCUACCUACUCCUGUCUCUCUAGAAGUCCCUGUGCCAUCAGAUGCCACCCCGUCAAAGAGGAAACCCGGGCGACCCAAAGGCAGAAAGACCCCAACUGCACUGGCUGAUGAGUCUUCGGAGCUCUCGUCGGAGUCCACCCCCCUGCCUCACGACGAACACCCGGGAGACCUGUCCGUCCAAGCGCUGUUCGGAAAGUCUCCCAAGCACCCGAGCCUCGACUUCCGGGAAGGAACGGCGGAGCCUCAGACGGCACUGAAGGCCGAGGACGGCUACCUGUCGUACGACGACGAGGCGCCCGUGGCCGUGAAGCCGGCGCGGAGGGCGCGGAGGGGCUGGGAGGAGCUGCUGCUGGACAGCCUGUCUCCCGUCACCACGCCUCCCCGGGCUUACUUCAGCCGGCGGUCCGACUUCGAGGAGAUGACCAUCCUGUACGACAUCUGGAACGAGGGCAUAGACGAGGAGGACAUGCGGCUUCUGCAGAUCACCUACGACAAGAUGCUCCAGCAGGACAACGGCAACGACUGGCUCAAUGACACUCUCUGGGUCAACCAUCCUCCUACCAACAUCCCCGGAGUGAAGAAGAAGAGGAGAGACGAUGGGAUGAGGGAUCACAUGACCGGCUGCGCGCGAAGCGAGGGAUACUACAAGAUCGACAAGAAGGACAAGAUCAAAUACCUUCAGAGCACACGGCUGCAGUCGGAGGAGCCUCCUGUCGACACACAGGGUAUGAGUAUUCCUGCGCAGGUCCACGCCUCCACCAGAGCGGGCUCGGAGCGACGGUCGGAGCAGAGACGCCUGCUGUCGUCGUUUGCCUGCGACAGUGACCUGCUGAAGUUUAACCAGCUGAAGUUCCGCAAGAAGAAGAUCAGAUUCUGCAAGUCGCACAUCCACGACUGGGGUCUGUUCGCCCAGGAGCCCAUCGCAGCUGACGAAAUGGUGAUCGAGUACGUGGGGCAGAACAUCAGACAGGUGAUCGCGGACAUGCGGGAGAAGCGCUACGAAGAGGAGGGCAUCGGCAGCAGCUACAUGUUCCGUGUCGACCACGACACCAUCAUAGACGCCACGAAGUGCGGCAACUUUGCCCGUUUCAUCAACCACAGCUGCAACCCUAACUGUUAUGCGAAGGUCAUCACAGUGGAGUCUCAGAAGAAGAUCGUGAUCUACUCCAGACAGCCGAUAAACGUCAACGAGGAGAUCACCUACGACUACAAGUUCCCCAUCGAGGACGAGAAGAUCCCCUGUUUGUGUGGGGCGGAGAACUGCAGGGGAACUCUGAAUUAACGUCGACGUCAGACGCGGGCCGUGAAAAGCGCUGUCCCCCGAAACCUCCCUCAACACAGAAACUCGAUGCUAAAACCUCGGACGGGGAGGGGCCGGAAGGAAGGCUUUUUUUUUCUGGGAGCGAGGAGAAGAGACCGGCAAGUCAUCUGGAUAGCGUUCGGCUGCCUGUAGCAGCGCCCUUGACACAUUUUGACUCUCGAUUGUUUACGACUUAUGGUGCUCUUAAAAUGAAAAAAAAAAACAAACAAAACGAAACGCUUUUUUGUAAACACUUGACUUGCCGCCGUGGCAUUUCCUCCCCUCCUCUCAGCAUCAGACAGUAUUUCAGCACGGUUCCUUCCGCACCCGGUCCUGGUUUGUACAAGUUUUACACUUUUUUUUUUCUUCCCCUCUUUCAUUUGUCUCAUAAGCUUUACCCACACCACACGUGGUACAAAAAGAAAAACCCAACACAGACUCACAUGUUCAGCUGCUUACUAACACUGAAACGCACAAGCCCAAGGCGGGGUCUGACGGUGCUGUUUCCACCCAGCAGCAGGUGGGAGGCCAGCGGACACGCUGCCUUCUCCCUACUACCUCCUCUGUACAGGUUUUCUUUGGAAUCAAACUAAGAGAAAAUAGAAAGAAAAAAAAACACACAAAUCAAGCAAAACAAAUGGUUAAAAAAACCUGACACGAAAUCUGGAAUAUUCAAAAUCUCACCUGCUUUCACCACCAGCCAACAACGGAUCAUGCUGCUUCCUAUUAGUUUAUGCAAAAUUUAAAGAUCAUGUGCAGAAUCUGUAUUAAUGGUAUUCCAGUGUUUUCCAUUUUUCCUCUUUGCCUGUUUCUUCAAAGACACUAUAUUUGUGUAUGUGUGUGUGUGAGAGAGUAUGAGCGUCAGGCCUCCAAUCAAGAGUAUUUAUCGUGUUUUUUUUUUUUUUUUGUAUUGUCAAGUGUGUGAGAAUGCGAGUGCACUGCCCCCUGUAGGCCACAGCGCAGAAGGCCAGCUAAUGAUCAGUCUGAAUCCACUGGGCAGCAGCAACUGAAGUGAAUCUUACGCUUUUUCAGCUUUUUCAGCUUAAUCAUUUCCCGAUUUAAGUGCCAUAUGAACACGUCACUGUCCUUAUUUAGACCCGGUGGCUCCGAGAAACGUUUCCAGAGAUGCGCGCCAACAACAUGCAUGUGUGAAGAAUCGCUGCCUGCUUUUGGGUGCUCGGCGGGGAUGAUUUCACUUUCCUUUUUCGUCUGACUGUCUCAUGUUCGUGUGCUCACACAUUUCUCCUCAGCUGCAACUCCUGCUGUGCUACCAGUGUUCAGUGUUUCAUGCGUGACAGAAGAGGUGAGGGCGGUCCUUUUCCUUUUAAACUCAUUAAGCUGAAGAAAAAAAAAAAUCAACGAUAUUAAUGCACUCAAGGCUUGCACUUCUGCUCGACGCCCUCUCUCAGCCAAUCAUGCCCCCCCCCCUCUAAGACCAAGUCAGUCAUUGCUUUUCAUCCAGUCGUUUUCGUUUCCACCAGUGAUGUUCAUAUUGUAUAUGAUUACUUGUACAGAAAAUCUAAAGCUUUUUUUUUUUUUUUUAAUCGUCACAAGGGUAACACUUUUAAGAUGCAUCUUUCUCUCUUUUUUUAACAAAAGACUGAGUAUUUAAAACAUUUUCAGGGAUCUGUAAAAGGAAUCUGAUGGUUUGAAAGGUUUGUUUAUUUAAAGGAAAAAGGUCCACUGUGUACAGGAAAAAAAAGUCUCCACUUCCCCUUUUUUGAAAGAUUGUUUCUUGUAGAAACGUCUUCAUUUCUGCCCAUUUGCUUUGUAAUCCUAUAAAAAGGUGUAAAUACUGUAACUGUGAAUACGAUAUAAAGAUAUAUAUAUAUAUAAAUAUAUAUAUAUUUUUGUUCCUUGGGAUAUGCUACGUGAGCACAGCUCAGGCCCAUCACACCGACGUGAGCGAUGAGCUGGUAGCAGGAAAUUCAGCUUGUGUCAAGCUUUGUUUUUUCUUUUUUAUUUUCUGUUGUAAAUUCUAUGAAAAGUUGUUUGCGGUGUGGAGAAAAAAAAAUACAAAAAAAAACAAAACGCGCAGAAUCGGCAUAAGAAGAGGACUGAAGCUUCAGCCUUGUUUCUCGUGUCUAUUUAUUAUACGACAAAUGUAUGAAAAAUGAAAAAAUUAAAAUAAAGCAAUUUUGCAUACAUCUGUAAA